Molecule: messenger RNA, 408 nt
Organism: Adineta steineri
Lineage: Eukaryota; Metazoa; Rotifera; Eurotatoria; Adinetida; Adinetidae
Source: the annotation of a GenBank genome assembly
AUGUGGGAACUUCUUGCACAUCAAGUUAUUCCAACUUUAAUUAUUGUGAUAUUUAGUAUUACCCUUAUUGUACGUGCUCUACAACAAAAACAAAGAGUGAAUCAACGAAUUCAAUGGCGAAAAUAUCGCAAGAUGACUAUUCAGUUAUUAUCAAUUUCGGCUCUUUAUUUAGCGUUUAAUUCUCCAUGGGUAUUUAUACUUUUUGCUUCUCAAUAUGGUUUACCACCAAAUAUUACAAGAAUAUACACGUUUUAUGGAUUAUAUUUUCGGAAUUAUGUUAUUUUUCUAUUUCCAUUUGUGUGUUUUGGAUCACUAUCUGAACUACGAGAUGAAUUCAAAAAGAAAUUUCUAUGGUGUCGACGACAACAUCGAGUUAUUGCUGAAAUGACUAUGGAAAGCAAUACGUAG